AUGUCAGACACACAGGACACAAAAACUGAUCCAGAACAAGUAACAAGCCCGAGGAAUAGCAAAAGUAUCACAGUUGCAUUCAAGUUGAAUGGAAGAAACUACCCCCUUUGGUCUCGAUUGAUCAAAGUGAAAAUUGGAGGCCGAGGUGCCUACUCAUACAUCAGGAACGAGCCCCCGGAACCAGGAAGCAAAGGGUUCGAUGUGUGGGAGGAAAACGACUUGGUGGUGUUCUCGUGGAUUGUCGACAACAUCGAGAACGAUAUCGUUGCCGACUUCGCGCACCACCUAACCGCCAAAGCGUUGUGGGACAGUCUUGCCGUGACCUUUGAGAACAAGGCCGACAAAUACCACAUCUACAACCUGGAAGAGAAUGCAAUAAACAUCAAACAGGGAAACCUCGAUCUGGAGACUUAUUACCGGAGGAUCCAUGGGCUGUGGAUCAACAUCGACAGAAGCCAGAAGCAGCCGAUUAGUUGUUGUGAUAAGGGAAUCGAUCAGUUUCGAACACACUCGAAUGAGAAAUAA
Messenger RNA from Salvia splendens (bonfire salvia), 525 nucleotides. RefSeq lists its product as uncharacterized. Bases 1 to 525 code for a protein of 174 amino acids. The transcript has a single exon. The record is from RefSeq and is a predicted model, not a curated record. Lineage: Eukaryota; Viridiplantae; Streptophyta; Magnoliopsida; Lamiales; Lamiaceae.